This is a messenger RNA of Melopsittacus undulatus (budgerigar), 1689 nucleotides long. It is a transcript of the gene NBL1, whose product is annotated as NBL1, DAN family BMP antagonist. The transcript is spliced from 4 exons. The record is from RefSeq and is a predicted model, not a curated record. The coding region runs from base 145 to 687 and encodes 180 amino acids. Gene Ontology annotation, molecular function: BMP binding; receptor ligand activity. NCBI's taxonomy places the organism in Eukaryota, Metazoa, Chordata, Aves, Psittaciformes, Psittaculidae. Gene Ontology annotation, biological process: animal organ morphogenesis.
CCCGCCCCGCGCUCCCUGGGCCGCGGCGCCGGGGAUGCGGCAGCCGCCGGGCACCGCGGGGCUGUAGCCGCCGGCCGCGGCCCCGGAGCCCAUGGGCUGUGCCCACCGACGCCUGGGUGUUGUAGGGUCCCGGCAGAGCUGGCCAUGAUGUUAUGGUUUGUGGUCGGUGCCCUCCUCCCAGCACUGCUCCUGGCUGCACCGCCCCCCAUCAACAAGCUCGCCCUCUUCCCCGACAAGAGCGCUUGGUGCGAGGCCAAGAACAUCACCCAGAUCGUGGGGCACAGCGGCUGCGAGUCCAAGUCCAUCCAGAACAGGGCCUGCCUGGGGCAGUGUUUCAGCUACAGCGUCCCCAACACCUUCCCUCAGUCCACAGAGUCCCUGGUUCACUGUGACUCCUGCAUGCCAGCGCAGUCCAUGUGGGAAAUCGUGACCCUGGACUGCCCAGGCAACGACGAGAUCCCCAGGGUGGACAAGCUGGUGGAGAAGAUCCUUCACUGCAGCUGCCAGGCGUGCGGGAAGGAGCCCAGCCACGAGGGAGCCCUGUUCAACGUCUACCUGAACGCCGAGGAGAACAUGCCUGCCGAAGGUCCCGGCCCCCAUCACUACGGCCACCACCACCAGCAGGAGGUGGAGGAACCUCCUGCCUCCAGUCACCACCAUCACCAUGAGGAGGAGGGGGACGAGUGACCCGGCCCCUGUGGACUGUCCCUGUGUGUGUGUGUGUGUGUGUGCGGGACAGGGAUGGGGUUUGGGGAGGGAGGGGGGGUGGAGUCUUUCCUGUCCCGUAGCUGCCCUCCCGCUUUGCUCUCCGUGGUCCCCCAGGGAAGCAGGAAUGUUGUGAGGCACAGGCAGGGCUGAGGGCUCCGUGUUGUCGGAUGCAAAACGACUUGCACAUAAUAGUAAUAAUAUAUUGAGAGGAGCAGGGACACGGAUGAGGGGGUUUUGGCUGAGAGCAGAGCCUGAGCUGAGCUCCCCAGGUGCUGUCUGCAGGCUCCUGACCCGUGUGGAGCCCUUCCCGAGUCCUGGGUUUUCCUCUUGUAAAUGGCUCAUCCCUGGGGUGCAGGAGGAAGGGAUGUGUCUCAGACCCACAGGAGAUGCGCAGCUCUCCUGUGUGGGACCGGCUGCAUCCCUUCUUCCUCCUUCCAUCCCUGCCUGCCUCAGGAGCUGAGCUGGACACGCUGUUCCCUGCUGGAUCUUCAUUCAACCCCAACCCUCUUGUGCCAGCAGCUCCUGGGGAGCGUUUUCCCCCAGGAUGUGUCGCUGGGGCCGUGUGAGGUGGUUGGGAUCCGUGAUGGUGACGGCCUUCACCUUCCUGGUCCCUGGGGCCACCACGAGGGAGCUGGAUCGUGCCAUGGGCACUGCUGUGGCUCACAGGGGAAGGCCAAGAGCAGGCUGGGGGGGAGCCAGCCCCUCUGCCCCCACUCCCUGCUGCACUUUAAGGGUGGUGGAGGGAGAGGGGGACGAGUGCCAGGGUGCAGAUGGAGCCUUGCAGGGGCUGCUUGUGCCGGGCUGGGGGCCCCUCCUGCUCCCCCUUUCUCUCUGUUGUAUGGAGCUGGUUUCUUUGGCGCUGCCCUGACAAGAGCUUCCAGAGCUUGUACUCGAUGCCCCCCCUCCGAUUUACAAGGAUUUUGGUUGGGUUUGGUUGGGUUUGUGUUUCUGAAAUAAAUGGGUUCUGACUCCCACCCCUCA